Molecule: messenger RNA, 549 nt
Organism: Solanum stenotomum
Lineage: Eukaryota; Viridiplantae; Streptophyta; Magnoliopsida; Solanales; Solanaceae
Exons: 5
Coding region: 1-549 (182 amino acids)
Source: RefSeq, a predicted model, not a curated record
AUGAUGAUAUUCAAGAAAUCUAAAAGAAAUCCUAAUGAAAGAAUCUACUGUCGUACGUGCAGAAAUCCAGUUGCACGCGUCCAAGAUUAUAUUCGGAGGGUUCGUCAAGGAGUGAUCAUAAUUAGAAGAGUGUAUAAUGUUCACGUACCAGACGAUGUGGAACAUGAGUUUGGAUUUACCACUGCUGAUACUUACUGUGGCCAAUGUGGAACGUUGAUCGGGUGGAAAUUUAUUGCAGUCCCACUAGGGUCCGUGGAUGUUAGAGAAGGAAGAUUCAUGUUGAUAUCGAGAGAGGUUACUUUUUGGGAUGGUGUACCAUUGCUUCAUUUAAAUGAAGAACAAGGUUUAGGCGCUAAUGAGCAAAAUGCAAAUCAAGAUUUAGGUGCUAAUGAGGCUAAUGCUGAUGGAGGCGGAAAUGAACAGAAUGAUGAUCAAGAUGGAGGCGGAAAUGAACAGAAUGAUGAUCAAGAUGGAGACGCUAAUGAACAAGAUGUGGGCGCUAAUGAGGCUAAUGCUGCAGUUCAAGAUGGCGGGGAUCCAAUGAACUGA